CUUGAUCACCUACUCCACACACGUUUUAAAAACACUCAAAUAUAUAAUUUAGUAAACAAAAUAAACUCCAGAACUCCACUAUCUCACUUACGUUAUUAUUAUUAUAUCAGUGGUUUCAAGGACUCUUCUUUCUCAUCUGCCUCUUCUUUGCUUUUCAGCAACAAUGGAUGCAAUCGUCGUUGACUCUCAAAACUGCUUCAUCAUCAUUCUUCUAUGUUCCUUCUCACUCAUCUCCUACUUUGUCUUCUUCAAAAAACCAAAGGUUAACUUUGAUUUGCUUCCGAGCCCUCCUUCACUUCCAAUCAUUGGUCAUCUUCACCUCUUGCUCUCUACUCUUAUCCACAAGUCUCUUCAGAAACUCUCCUCCAAGUAUGGACCUCUUCUCCAUCUCCGCAUCUUUAACAUCCCCUUCAUCCUCGUCUCCUCGGACUCACUGGCCUAUGAGAUCUUCAGGGAUCACGACGUGAACGUCUCCUCUCGCGGUGUUGGAGCGAUCGACGAGUCCCUGGCGUUUGGAUCUUCUGGUUUCAUACAGGCUCCCUAUGGAGAUUACUGGAAAUUCAUGAAGAAGCUCAUCGCAACUAAGUUGCUGGGACCCCAACCACUGGUGCGGUCACAGGAUUUUCGUUCUGAAGAGCUAGAGAGGUUCUACAAAAGGCUGUUCGAUAAGGCCAUGAAGAAGGAAAGCGUUAUGAUUCAUAAGGAAGCGUCCAGAUUCGUUAACAAUAGCCUUUACAAGAUGUGCACGGGAAGGAGCUUUUCAGUGGAGAAUAAUGAAGUGGAGAGAAUAAUGGAACUUACUGCCGACUUAGGUGCCUUGUCACAGAAGUUUUUCGUGUCAAAGAUGUUUCGUAAGCUGCUUGAGAAGCUCGGUAUCUCACUUUUCAAAACGGAGAUAAUGGUUGUUUCACGUAGAUUUAGUGAGCUGGUUGAAAGGAUUCUUAUUGAAUAUGAAGAGAAAAUGGACGGGCAUCAAGGCACACAGUUUAUGGAUGCCUUGUUGGCAGCUUAUCGAGAUGAAAAUACAGAAUAUAAAAUCACUAGGAGCCAUAUCAAGUCGCUUCUCACGGAGUUUUUCAUUGGAGCCGCUGACGCCUCAUCAAUAGCAAUACAGUGGGCAAUGGCAGAUAUCAUAAACAACCGUGAGAUUCUUGAGAAAUUGAGAGAAGAAAUUGAUUCGGUUGUAGGAAAAACAAGAUUGGUUCAAGAAACAGAUUUACCAAACCUUCCUUAUUUGCAAGCUGUAGUUAAGGAAGGGCUAAGAUUGCACCCGCCUACACCUCUGGUUGUAAGGGAGUUCCAAGAAGGGUGUGAGAUUGGAGGGUUCUUUGUACCAAAGAACACAACACUUAUUGUUAAUUCUUAUGCUAUGAUGAGAGAUCCUGAUUCAUGGCAAGAUCCUGAUGAGUUUAAACCAGAGAGGUUUCUAGCUUCCUUAAGUAGAGAGGAGGAUAAAAAAGAGAAAAUCCUUAACUUCCUUCCUUUUGGGAGCGGAAGGAGAAUGUGUCCUGGAUCAAAUCUUGGUUAUAUAUUUGUAGGAACCGCGAUUGGGAUGAUGGUCCAGUGCUUUGACUGGGAAAUCAAUGGAGACAAGAUUAAUAUGGAAGAGGCUACUGGAGGGUUUCUCAUCACCAUGGCUCAUCCCCUUACAUGCACUCCUAUUCCUCUUCCCCGAACCCAAAACUCUUUAAUUUCCCAUCUUUAAAAUUCCUAUUGGAGAAUUAUUAAUAUGUGUGUUAAUCUCCAUAAUGUAUUGUAUUUGUUUUCUCGUGUGUCUUCUCUUUUCUCGUGUGUCAUAUACAUAUGCCUCUUUAGUCUCUAAAUAAAGAUCUAUGCUUCCACGGAAUUCUUAUUUGGUAUCAUGGUUGUGCGAGCAAUUAAACUGGAAAUCAAAAUAGAUUCGAGAAA
This is a messenger RNA of Arabidopsis thaliana (thale cress), 1908 nucleotides long. RefSeq names its product cytochrome P450, family 705, subfamily A, polypeptide 1 (gene CYP705A1). NCBI's taxonomy places the organism in Eukaryota, Viridiplantae, Streptophyta, Magnoliopsida, Brassicales, Brassicaceae. The transcript has 2 exons. Gene Ontology annotation, molecular function: iron ion binding; monooxygenase activity; oxidoreductase activity, acting on paired donors, with incorporation or reduction of molecular oxygen. The coding region runs from base 164 to 1705 and encodes 513 amino acids. The record is from RefSeq and is marked reviewed. Gene Ontology annotation, cellular component: membrane.